AUGGCGAUGAGUUUUGAAUCAGCGUUCCGCGGCUCAGCAGAUCAUCGAUACGAUCCGACCUCGAAAGACCACGAUAUAUCUUUGAUUUGUAACAGUCGAGUUGCGGUGAUGCGAGGCCAAGUUGUAACCGAACAAGGGAUCGGAAUAGUAGGCAUCAGGGUGUCCGUGGACAGGGACCCCCGCUUUGGAUUCACGUUGACCAGAGCUGACGGAUGGUUCGACGUAUUGGUGAACGGUGGCGGCGCAGUGACGCUUCAGUUCCAACGUAGUCCCUUCAAACCCCUGACGAGGACGGUGUUCGUGCCAUGGAAUCAAAUAGUGGUUCUACCUCCCGUGGUGAUGGCUCUUAACGAGGAAGGCGAGUCACAUAAAUCUAACCAACCACCGAGUCCGGCUGUCGGCUUCCCAGGGAUAUCGAUGGGACUAUUUAGCGAGCACGGCCCGUGCCUGGAGCACGACCACGAGCUGCUGAGGCCGAUCAUCGUCAGCACCUGGAUGCCAGAGAAAGUGGGCGGCCUUCCAGGCAAAAGUUUGGUGUUCGCUGAGAGUCAGAUCGUGCAGGAGAGCAUCGCCAUUCCUGGCUCGAACCUACACCUGAUGUACCAGAGCAGCCAGGCGGCUGGUUACCUAUCGACUGUGAGGAUGCAACUGACCGGCUCGUUCAUCCCGAAAUCGCUGACGCACGUGCACGUGCACGUGGAGAUCGAGGGCUCGCUGCACACCAAGACCUACGAGGCAGAUCCGAAUCUGACGCACACGUUCGCGUGGAACAAACGGAACGUUUACAAGCAGAAGGUGUACGGUGUAGCACAGGCGAGGAUCUCGAUCGGCUAUCAACAUUCCACUUGCCCGACGGUGAUCUGGGAGACGCAAACAGCCACGCUGCAAGGCUUCGACGUCGAUAUUUCGGAUAUCGGCGGCUGGGGAUUAGACAUUCACCAUCACUACAACUUCCACGAGGGGAUACUUCAAAAGGGUGACGGCACCACGAUGCAUUUCAAGCAGUAUCCUCGCACGGUGAAAGUGGUAAUGGGCACUGGGCUGCAGAGGAGCCUGGUCUGCCAGGAUUGCGACGGCCUGGCCAAGGACGCCAGGCUGUUGACACCGGUGGCGCUAACCAGUGGCCCAGACGGAAGCAUUUACGUGGGCGACUUCAAUUUGGUACGCAGGAUCACGCCUGAAGGGAACGUGUACACCGUUCUAACUCUGAGCGCAACUCAGGUAGCUUACGAAUAUUAUCUUUGCGUUUCACCGGCGGACGGACACCUGUACAUCAGCGACCCGGAGAAGCAUCAGAUAUUGAAAGCUUUGUCGCUGAAAAACGUGCAACAUCCUAGCCUCAACAUCGAGCCCGUCGUCGGAAGCGGGGAGAGAUGCAUUCCUGGCGACGAAAGCCAUUGCGGCGACGAAGGUCCAGCUAUUCGUGCCAAAUUGGCUCAUCCGAAAGGGAUCGCCAUUGCCGCCGACAAGACCAUGUACAUCGCUGACGGAAGGAACAUACGAGCGGUAGAUCCCCAUGGUAUCAUCCAUACGUUAGUGGGACACCAUGGACACCACAAUCACUGGUCACCGGCUCCGUGCGUCGGCGCUAUACCGGCUCAUCAAGCUCAAUUACAAUGGCCAACCGGGUUAACGUUGAGUCCUUUGGACGGGUCUCUUCACUUCAUCGACGACAGGCUCGUUUUGAAGCUGACCAGCGAUCUGAAAGUUCGCGUGGUAGCUGGUACGCCGCUGCACUGCACCACCAGCAGCAGCACCAACGGCAACGGGAACAGCAACGACAGCAGCGAUCUGAAGAAAGUGAAUUCGACGACGGCCAUCAAUUCGAAGAAGCCCGACGAAGUUCUUGGCUCGGUGCUCGCUGUCAGCUUCAGUCCGACCGGUGAACUCUACAUAGCGGAAAGUGAUUCGCACAGAGUGAACUCUAUCAAGAUCGUGGACAGUUCCGGGAAAAUGUCUCACUUCGCUGGACAGCAGCAAGAACGGUUACGCGGCCAAUGCGAGUGUAACAAUACCACACCGAGCACCAAGGACCUCGAGAGCUGUUCGUGUACGGACGACACAAGCAGCACCGAGACCCUGUUGUCGUCCAACGCCAAAUUCACCGCCAUCUCUGCGUUGGCCGUGUCGCCGGACGGUGUCCUGCACGUGGCUGACCAAGGCAGCUUGCACAUCCUCGCCUUGCAACCUUACCUACCGAAUCACGACGAAACCGGCGAGUUUCACAUCCCGUUCCCACCGUCGAACGAGGUCUACGUCUUCAAUCGCUACGGCCAACACAUUUUCACCAAGGACUUGACGUCCGGCAAGACUCGUUACUCGUUCCUCUACAGCAAGAAUACAAGCUUCGGGAAAUUGUCCACAGUGACGGACAGCGCUGGCAAUAAGAUUCAGUUCCUGAGGGAUUACAGCAGCGUGGUCAGCUCUAUAGAGAACACGCAGGAUCACAAGUCUGAAUUGAAGAUCUCCGCGGUGGGAUUUUUGGAGAAGCUCUCCGAACGAGGCAGGGCUGAAAUUGCACUCGCCUACGAUGGCUCCACUGGCUUGCUGACAAGCAGAUCAGGAGGUGGCGAGACGUACAUCUACAAUUACGACAGUUUGGGCCGUGUUACCGACGUCAUUUUGCCGACUGGUGAAAAGUUGAAGCUACUCUCGGAUCUCUCGGACGACGAAGGUCUAUCGGUCAAGGUGUCAGCGCCGCUUCAAGCUCUGUCGAAGGGUGACAAGCAGAGGAUCGUCGAGUUCAAGAUGAAAAACGAAAGAUCGAAGAUACUGACCAUCACGGACGGUAGCAAGAUGAAGAAAGCGAUCGCUUUCACAAACAGCAGUUUGGAGGUUCUGCUUCCUGGCGGUGGCAGAGUGCUGAGCGCGGCCACUACGAAACAUCCUCUGCUGGAAGCUGCGUUACCGGUCGAGGCUGAAAUGCUGCCAAUGUGGAGCUACCAAUUAAUGUCCUUGGGCGAACUGACCAACACGAUGACCACUGCGUACAAUCUGGUCGGCGACGUCAGCCACUCUCAACAGACUUUGAACAGGGAGAUCUGGGUGAACGACACUCGCGUGAUCAGCGUGGAGUUUGAACAGGCUUUCAGGCGGGAGACCUUCUACGACAAAGCGAGAAAUCCAUUGUUGACAGUUACGUUUGACCCUGCUGGCCUACCACUCACCUGGCAACCGCACGAACAGGGCUACAACCUCAGUAUCACGUACGACAGGUUCAAUCGGAUAGAAAGCUGGAAGUGGGGGCCGUCCGACGAGUCGUACGGAUACGACAGACACGGACAGUUGGCCGAAGUGACCAGCAGCCAGGACGGAACCAAACGGUACACCUACAACGAUUUCAACGUGCUGUCCAACAUUACGCUAGCCAGCGACAGACACUUCACCUUGCAAUACGACGACGACGGUGGGCUACGUCACAUCAUCCUGCCGUCGGGAACUAAGCAUUCGUUUUCCUGCCAGGCGUCUCUAGGCUUUCUCAGAGUAACCUACACUCCGCCAGGCAGCAGCAGAGCCUACCUCCAACAUUACAGCCACGAUGGCAACCUGUUGCAAACUGUGUUCCCCGGUGACGGAGCCCGUAUCGUCUACAGGUAUCACACGUCCGGACAACUUGCCGAGGUCGUGCACGGUGAUGGGAAGAGCGAAAUCAGGUACACGGAGAGCGGCCUGCCCUCGGAAGUGAUACAUUCUGAACGAGACGUGGAAUACAAGUGGGACUAUCAGUACAGCGCUGGCCUGUUAGUCGAGGAACGCAUAGACUUUGGUGCGAAGACUGGCCUCAGCAACGCCAAGUUCACGUUCGACUACGACUCCAACUUUCGACUGAUCAACGUGCAGGGUAGAAUCGGCGGCCAGACUCUUCCCACUCACACCAUGGCGUACAGUCCUAGAACUGGCAUGCUGGAGCAGAUCGGGCAGUUCAAGGUGACCAGACCUCAACCGAACGAGACCACCGUGUUCGAUGGGACCGCGUUGUUCUCGAGGAUCAUGGACGACAGGUUCUUGGAGACCCAGGUAACUCUGACGAUUCAUCAACUGGAGGUGUUCAGGAUGGAAUUCACGCACGACACUCGCGGCCGUAUCAAUCAGACGAGAACCUAUACGCGCAACGUUGCGGUCAACACCUACACCAACGUGAAGAACUACACCUGGGACUGCGACGGACAGCUGACCGGGGUCGAAGCCCAAGAACCAUGGGGAUUCAAGUACGACGCGAAUGGGAACAUGUUGUCGUUGACCUAUCGUGGGAACACCAUACCCAUGGAGUACAACAGCAUGGACAGGAUUGUGAAAUUCGGCGAGGGGCUGUACAAGUACGACAACAGAGGUUUGGUGGUGCAGAAUGCCAGGGAGGAGAGGUUCAACUACAACGCCAAAGGACUUUUAGUGCGCGCCACUAAACGCGGACGGUUCGACGUCAGAUACUACUACGAUCAUUUGGAUCGUUUGGCCACUAGGAAGGACAAUUACGGCAACGUUACCCAAUUCUUCUACAACAAUCAAAAACGGCCGCACGAAGUCAGCCAGAUUUACAGUCCGAGGGAUGGGAAACUGAUGUCGUUGGUAUACGACGACAGAGGUCACUUGAUCUACGCUCAGGUCUACCGGCACAAGUAUUACAUCGCCACCGAUCAGUGUGGAACUCCAAUCAUGAUUUUCAGUCAAUACGGCGAGGGGAUCAGGGAGAUUAUGAGAUCGCCCUAUGGACAUAUCGUUUACGACUCGAAUCCUUAUUUGUACUUGCCCGUCGACUUUUGCGGAGGGCUCUUGGAUCAAGUAACGUCCUUAGUGCACAUGCCAAACGGCAAGGUUUACGACCCACUGAUAGGCCAGUGGAUGUCUCCUCUGUGGGAGAACGUUUUGGAUAGAGUGGACACUCCGACUCACCUGCAUCUGUACAGGUUCAACGGGAACGAUCCUAUCGAUGUUAGGCACACCGACCGACCGAAUCAACCAACCGCGCAAAGACACUCGGGAGACGCGGUCAGCUUGUCAGCGCCGCCUCGUUCAGCUCUGAAGAAGGACACGAGCGACCUGAUUCCCAGCCGCCUGGGUGCAGCGUCGGACCCGCCGUUCGGCAAGGGAAUCUUGGUCUCGAGGACUGCCGAUGGCCAGGCGGUGGUCUCCAGCGUGCCAACUGCCAACGCCAUCUACGGCGACGUGUUCACCUCGGUGUUCAAUCGCUCGUACUUUCUGCCGUUCACGUUCGUAGUGCACAGUGCGCAGCAGGACGCCUUCUAUUUUGUAAAGGAAGAAACUUGGCGCGCCAGCGAGGAUCGCGGCCAGUUGAAACGGUUAGGCGGCCAGGUGAACACGACUUUCCACGAGAGCGAGAACGGAAGUGGCAGCAGCUCGCUGAUCGACGUGAAGAUACACGGCGCCAGUUACAUAGUGAACCUGCGUUACGGCACCACCGCCGAGAAAGAGAAACAAAGACUGCUCCACCACGCCAAGGCGACCGCCAUUCGCAAGGCAUGGCACAGGGAACGCGAGGCGUUGAAGAGCAACACGCCGACGGCCAUCGAGUGGAUGGUGGCCGAGCAGGACGAGAUUCUCAAGUCCGGAUCCGCCUCCAAUUACGAGGGGGAGUACAUCCACGACGCGCAACUGUACCCAGAACUGGCGGAGGACCCGUACAACAUCCGGUUCGUGAAGAAGGCGGUCGACACCUCGAGCAAGAAACGCCGCAGAAGGAGAGGCGCGCCUACCUGCAAGCUCUGGUGGAUCGACAAAAUGUGCUAA
Molecule: messenger RNA, 5745 nt
Organism: Heterotrigona itama
Lineage: Eukaryota; Metazoa; Arthropoda; Insecta; Hymenoptera; Apidae
Source: the annotation of a GenBank genome assembly